AUGUCUAGCCCCUCCAGUGAAAUCGAUGUCAUAAGAACACGAAUACCUACUUAUGGUGAUGGUGAUGACACUGUUCUUUAUGCAUAUAAGCCAUUUGGAUAUGCUUUCAGACAUUAUAAGUCCCGGCCAUCUAGAAGACGUAAAUCCCAGAAAAUGAGGAAACAGGGGCCUCCCAGUUCAUUCUCCUACCGUGAAAGUUAUAGCCCAACUUCACCAGUGAGGAGGCGGGAGAUGGAUUCCCAGAGCAUCCCAGAAGGGGGAUUUAAUCAGUCGGAGGAAUCCCAGGAAGCAAAGAAGGAGGCACUGGUCAUGGAGCAGGAGCAGAAGGAGCAGGAGAUGUUCUUCAGCCUGAGUCCUCGAAGCUUGUCUGCAGAUGCAUAUCAGCCUCCUGUCGUGCCUGAUAACCCUCUGCCUGGCACUUCUUUACUGCCCUCCGGUACCAGCCCAGGGGCAGCUAACAACAACAGCAUCCUUCCAAAUGCCCCGGCUUCCGGGGCAGCACCUGCAGCCCUGCUGACCCAGGGAGAGUCCAGUUCAGUAUAUACCUGUGAAAUGAAGAGUCACUCAGUCUUCCUGGGGAAGAAACAUACUGUACCAUCUAUCUACGGCCCUUCUGGUUGUGCUACAAGUUCACCAGUGGAGCCUGACCCCUAUGUCUCUGAGGACCCUUCAGCCUGGUCUGUGGAUGAAGUGAUCCUGUUUCUGCAACAUACAGAUCCUCAGUCAUUAGGCCCGCUCGCCAACCUCUUCAGGCACCAUGAGAUUGACGGACAGGCCCUGCUACUACUCAGGAGUGACAUAAUGAUGAAAGAUAUGGGGCUGAAGCUGGGGCCAGCCGUGAAGCUGUGCCACUACAUUGAAAGUUUAAAGAAGUAA
This is a messenger RNA of Galeopterus variegatus (Sunda flying lemur), 876 nucleotides long. Its product is annotated as sex comb on midleg-like protein 1. The transcript is spliced from 5 exons. Gene Ontology annotation, molecular function: protein binding. Lineage: Eukaryota; Metazoa; Chordata; Mammalia; Dermoptera; Cynocephalidae. Bases 1 to 876 code for a protein of 291 amino acids. The record is from RefSeq and is a predicted model, not a curated record.